Molecule: messenger RNA, 1347 nt
Organism: Archocentrus centrarchus (flier cichlid)
Lineage: Eukaryota; Metazoa; Chordata; Actinopteri; Cichliformes; Cichlidae
Gene: mid1ip1l
Product: MID1 interacting protein 1, like
Exons: 2
Coding region: 236-706 (156 amino acids)
Biological process (GO): regulation of lipid biosynthetic process
Cellular component (GO): cytosol
Source: RefSeq, a predicted model, not a curated record
UUUUUUCCAACCCGGCUGCUGGGUAUAAAGAGAGGCUUAACUGCCAGUCAGCUGAAGAAAUUUGUGUUUUUCUUCCCGGUGUGUGGUGUGCUGCCUGAGAAGACUUGAUUUAACCAACCUGCACGCCAAGAAAGCUUUACCUCAGGUUUUCAGAUCACCAAAAAGCGCCAAGCAGCUCUGCCUUAAAGAUCCACCCCACCGGCCUGCGCUACACUGUAACCUACAGCCUUCAAAAAUGAUGCAGAUCAGCAGCGACUCUGUCGGCAACAAGCACUCCCUCAUUAACGUCAUGCACCGCUUCAUAGCGGCCACCAACAACAUGGACGAGACAAUCAUGGUGCCGAGUCUGCUGCGAGACAUGCCGCUGGACGAGCAUCAGGCCAACAACAACGAACCGCCGUGCAGCGACAAGCAGAGGGACAUGUACGAGCACUACCUGCUCCUCAAGUCCAUAAAAAACGACAUGGAGUGGGGUCUGCUGAAGAGGGAGGUGAGCAGCGGUGCCAGCUUCCUGGAGAUGGCGGUGAAGCGGGAAGAGCAGCAGCAGAACGGAGACAUGCACAUGGAUGACAACUCUGACCUGGAGCAUCAGUUUCAUUAUCACCUCAGAGGACUAUUUGGCGUGCUGUCCAAGCUGACCAUGCAGGCAGAUCACCUCACCAACCGGUACAAGAGGGAAAUCGGAGGAGGAAACUUCAUGAGAUAGAAGUCGCUGCAUGCCCCCCCCCCCCCCCCUCUCAAAAUGACUUGAAACAAUGAGAUGAUUUGUGAAGGGGCCCGAUCUCUUCCAAGACUCUCAGAUGGACUAAACUGACCAGGGCAACCACUCCUGACCUCUCCUGCUCCUGAAAAACACCCAAACGUCAAUCCUGCUUCCCCACCACUCAUGAAACCAGUGAUCCCUGCACAUGUCUGACUGCCUCUCUGCAGAGGCUGACACAUUAGUGCUUGGUGGAGGUUUACUUAAUCAAGUCCUGAUGAAGCACAGCUCUGGUUUAGGCAGAACCUUGCCCUUACAUUAUCUACAUUUAAAUUAAUUUCAAAUUGUGAAUAAAGUUUCAGCCCAUAGGAGAUAUUGAAUGCUGGUUAUUCUGUCCCUCCUUUAAAAAAAAAAAAAACUUAUUUUAUUUAAAGCUGAGCUGAAGGGCUCCUGCCUGCAGUGGUGUUAAAGCUUUCCAUUCAAUACAUAACAUGGUGUGCCUUGACCUUUUUGUACCAUACCCUGUUCAAUUCCCUCCCUAUUGUGACUGUAAGUUGUUAUAUGGCUCAAAUGUAUGUUGGUGGAUAUUUCAUUUUAAAAGCCAAUUUUAUAUUGAUGCAGUAAAACUGAAAUAAACAUGAAUCUAA